AUGGUAAAUAUAUGUCCAAUGCUCAUACGUCCAUCAUUUAUUGGUCAUACUUAUCAUGAUUUUCAACUAAAAUUUGAAUCUCCAAUAACAAAUUGUACUAUAGAUCCUAUGCAAAAUAUACUUUUUAUUCAAUUUAAUCGUAUUUCAAAUUCAACAUUAAAUAAUACAUCAUAUACUCUAUAUGAUCUAACAAAAUCUAAUAGUGAAUUACCACAUAUACAAGUUUAUCCUGAUGAUCAUAUUAAUUUUUGUGUACAAUCAGCAUUUAAUAUAGAUAAAAAUAAAAUAACAUGUCAAGAAUUUUAUAUGAUAACAAUGUUAUCAUCAAUAGAUACAAUAAUAUGGCCAUUAUUAAUUAUAUUUGGUUAUAUUAUUAUAUUAAUAAUAGGAAUAUUAUUUUCUUUAUUAUCACAAAUAUUUAAUAAAUUAUCUCAAACAAUUUUUUCAGGUUCAAUAACAAAAAAAUUAUUAAAAACACGAGAUAUAUUUUCAUUUUUACCAACAUCACAGAGAAAUUUACGUAAUAUGAAUUUAACAAAAUUUGAUGAAAAAAAAGAAUUUUUCAAAGCAAUUGAUAUUAUUGCUAAAGAAUGUCGAACAAAUACAAAAACAUAUAUUAUUAAAACACAAAAAUUUUAA
Rotaria sp. Silwood2 is the source of this 639-nucleotide messenger RNA. The record is from the annotation of a GenBank genome assembly. Lineage: Eukaryota; Metazoa; Rotifera; Eurotatoria; Philodinida; Philodinidae.